UCCUGCCAGGAUUUCGGACCGCCGCAGCCACGACAUGAGCAGCAAACAGCGGCAGGGUUUUCCUCUAUUCCAUUCUGUUUGGUGUCAGACUAAUCAUCGCGAGUCGCCCACCAGUGCCAUCCAGGUGGGUGUCCUUGAAAUCCCCCUGCCAGAUGCUACUGCUCUCGUGGGUCGAUCGGCGGAGAAGCGAGCAACAAGAAUGGCGUCGAUCUCUUCCGGGCCCUCGUCGCAGCUGACGAUCAAAUGGCUGGGCCUGGCAGCGUCGAUUUGGAUCCAGGCAUUUGCCGGCAACGCCUACACCUUCUCGCAUUUCUCGCCGCGGCUCAAGGCGGUGCUCCACUACUCGCAGAUUGAGCUCAACAAUCUGGGCGUGGCCAAGGACAUCGGCGAGAAUGUGGGGCUCAUCACUGGCUAUCUCUCCAACAAGCUCCCUGCAUGGCUCAUCCUCUUCAUUGGGGGGCUGGAGGCGUUCCUCGGAUAUGGCGUUCUUUGGCUCGUCGUCAGCGAAAGGAUCGCUCCACUUCCAUACUGGCAAAUGUGUCUAGCUAUUUGCAUCGGUGCCAACAGUGCCACAUUCUUCAACACCGCGGUUCUCGUCACAACCAUGCGGAACUUCCCCCAGAGCCGAGGUACUGUUGUGGGAAUCCUCAAAGGCUUCGUUGGUCUCAGUGGUGCCAUUUUCACCCAGCUCUACACGUCCUUCCUCUUUAAGAACCCGGUCUCGUUGUUGCUGCUUCUUUCCACCAGUCCUUUCGCCGUGUCCGUGGCUUGCAUGGGUUUCGUUCGUCCAGUUCCCGACGCCACCCGUGAACCCGAAGAGAAACGAAACUUUUUCCUCGUUCAUGUUAUUUGCGUGUCCCUCGCGCUCUACCUUCUCGUCGCCACUUUUGUCCAGGACUUUCUCCCGAGUAAUCCAAUCGUCUCCGGAGUUAUAGCCACUGUCAUGCUCUUGUUCCUCUUUGCUCCGGUUUUCGUCGCUCUCAAGUUCUUUAUCCUCGGGUUGUUUAAGAGAACUGAGGAACCACCAUCGAGACGUAACUUGGAAAAAGAAGACGGCGGCGUGAGCGAGCCCCUCGUGCGCGAGGAAACCGUCCAGUUCCAAAUAGGAUCCACCGAAGAAGAACUCGGGCAAUCUGACGAGGAGGACGCGAGAACUCUGCCAACUUUCCGGCACGACGAUAGCUACAUCGAGCGGACCGAGGAGGAGCUCUCCUGGGACGAUCGAAAGAAAUUCCCGCCGGGGAUGAGCACCAGCGACAGCGCGACGAGUCUGAGUGAAGCCGAGAUAGAAAACGAUACGGACGUGCUGAUGGCCGUGGGAGAAGGCGCUGUGCCGAGGAAGAGAAAGCCGAGGCGUGGAGAGGACUUCAACUUGAGGCAGUCGCUGCUCAAGGCGGACUUCUGGCUGCUCUUUUUCACGUUCUUCUGUGGAGUCGGGUCGGGUGUGACGGCCAUCAACAAUCUGGGACAGAUCGGCCAGGCGCAGGGAUUCACCGACGUGACGAUCUUCGUCACACUCCUGGGGAUAUGGAACUUCCUGGGCCGGCUUGGAGGCGGAGCAAUCUCGGAGAAAUACGUCCGGAAGGCUGUUCCUCGGACUCUCUGGCUGGCCGGAGCCCAGUGCCUGAUGGCAGUCGCGCACCUCUUGUUUGCAUGGGCCGGCACGAGCUCGCUUCACGUCGGCUCCAUCUUGCUGGGCUUUUGCUACGGCGUCCACUUCUCGGUCAUGGUUCCCACCGCGUCGGAGCUCUUCGGCCUCAAGCACUUUGGCAAGAUCUACAACUUCCUCACCAUGGGCGACCCGGUGGGAUCGCUGCUCUUCUCGGGGGUCAUCGCCGGCUACCUCUACGACAUGGAGGCGCGAGACGGGCCGCAGGCCGACCAGUGCAUUGGAGCUCACUGCUUCCGGCUCACGUUCUUGAUCAUGGCUGGAGUGUGCCUCGUCGGGUCCGCCGCCAGCGUCUACGUGAGCGUCAGGAUCAAGCCCGUGUAUCAAUCUUUGUACAAGUCUGGCCGCGCGGUCAGGGACUUGCAUUGAGGAAGACAAUGAUUGUGUGAUACAAGAGCUUCCUUCCCGAUC
Messenger RNA from Selaginella moellendorffii, 2080 nucleotides. Its product is annotated as protein NUCLEAR FUSION DEFECTIVE 4. Lineage: Eukaryota; Viridiplantae; Streptophyta; Lycopodiopsida; Selaginellales; Selaginellaceae. Gene Ontology annotation, cellular component: membrane. The transcript has 3 exons. The record is from RefSeq and is a predicted model, not a curated record. Bases 35 to 2038 code for a protein of 667 amino acids. Gene Ontology annotation, molecular function: transmembrane transporter activity. Gene Ontology annotation, biological process: transmembrane transport.